AUGCCCUUGUUUGACGGAGAGAACCCGGAUGGUUGGAUCCUGAGAACAGAGCGGUAUUUCAAUUUCUAUAGACUAUUGGAGAGUGACAAGUUGGAGGGCGCGGUGGUGGCUCUUGAAGGGGAUGCUCUCCUCUGGUUUCAAUGGGAACAUGGGAGAAGACCGGUAAUGCAAUGGAACAAACUGAAGACGCUCCUCCUUCGUCAGUUCCGACCCAUCUAUGCAGGUACGCUAUACCAGCAAUGGUUGUCCCUAAUUCAAACCGGGUCGGUACAUGAAUAUCAACGUUCGUUUAUCGGACUACUUGCCCCACUUAAAAAUAUUCCGGAUGAUGUGAUAUUGGGCCAAUUCAUUAACGGACUAAAAGAAGACAUAAGAACGGAGGUCCAAUUGUUCGAACCCCGAUCCAUUGAUCAUGCGAUGUCAGUCGCCAUCAAAGUAGAAGGUAAGCUUCGUUCCCACACUUCUAAGAAACCAAGCUCGACUCCUAUGGCGAUCCAGGAAACGACUCCCCUUAUCACUCCCAUAAAAACAACCUUCUACCCAUCAAAAAACCCUAAUACACCUUCCCACAAACGUUUCCCUGAAAUUCGAAGGCUCACUAAUCAAGAACUCCAAAAGAAAAGGGAAAAAGGCAUAUGUUAUCGUUGUGAUGAAAAAUGGAACCCAUGGCAUCGCUGCCCUGCAAUCCGGGUGGUCAAUUUCCAUGGAGGAAUUGGAAAAGGAAAUAACUGUGGACCCGUUUAUCCAGCAAGUCAAAGAGGAUAUCAUGGAAGGAGGGAAGGUGCACUGCAGGGAACCAAUUGGCAACAAAUCCAGAAACAUCGAAGUAAACUAGCUAGUUUCAGGAUGGUUGAGCCUGAUGAAAUGAUUGAAGAUGACGUGUUUGUAGACAUCAAACUAACAAAUGAUGAGAUUGUUCAAUGGGAAAUUAUGCAACAAAUGAGCAUAGAGUGUUUAAUAAGAAGGAAGAAAUCACUAAGAGCACGCUAUACUUAUGGCAUUAUCUUCUCAUUAGUAAAUCUUGUAGCCUGGUUUCUACGUGACUAUGGCCAAAGGGUUUCCCUUCACUUCCACAUUCUUAAAGGCCAUGACUGUUUCCAAACAAUGGGAGUUCUUCGUGUUAGCUUGGGAUGCUUCAUAUAUUUCUUUAUGUUGUUUUUGACCACAUGUGGAACAAAAAAGUUAUUCAACAUUCGUAAUACAUGGCAUUCUGGAUGGUGGACUGUGAAAUUUGGUAUAUUGGUGAUCAUUUUAGUGUUUUCGUUCUUCAUACCCUCGGAUUUUGUUCAAUUAUAUGGUGAACUUGCUCGAGUUGGUGCAGGGAUCUUUCUCCUCCUUCAGCUUGUAAGUGUGAUCGAGUUCAUAGCAUGGUGGAAUGCUUACUGGAUGCCCGAUGAAAGAAAGAAGCAAAGCUCGUGUUGUGGAUUAUUCAUGUCAACAUUGUUCUAUAUGGCCUCUUUAUGUGGGAUCAUUGUAAUGUAUGCAUUGUAUGCAUCAAAACCUUCAUGCACUCUCAACAUAUUCUUCAUUACCUGGACAACAGUUUUGCUUCUUGUCAUGAUGAUUAUAUCCUUGCACUCAAAGGUGAAUAAAGGUCUUUUAUCAUCUGGGAUCAUGGCAUUUUAUAUCGUUUUUCUUUGUUGGUCUGCGUUAAGAAGUGAGCCAGCAAACGAAAUAUGCAGCCCUCAAAAGCACGAAAACAAGCAUGUUGACUGGAUAACUGUGCUAGGUUUCCUGAUCGGGGUUUCCGCCAUUGUCAUGGCAACAUUUUCCACCGGGAUGGAUUCACAAACAUUUCAGCUAAAGAAACAAGAAGAUCAGAUGGAGGAUGAUAUCCCAUAUAAAUAUGGCUUCUUUCACCUGAUAUUCUCUUUGGGUGCUAUGUACUUUGCUAUGCUGUUCAUCAGCUGGAAUCUUGAUAGCUCAACCAGGAAAUGGAGCAUUGAUGUCGGGUGGACAAGUACAUGGGUGAAAAUCAUUAAUGAAUGGUUUGCAGCCACAAUAUACUUAUGGAAAUUGAUUUCUCCAAUUGUGAGACAACCCAAGAUCAUGAAUCAUGAAGAGCCUACGCAACAAGAGCAGCUACAGAAUUCAACAUGA
Messenger RNA from Lactuca saligna, 2100 nucleotides. The record is from the annotation of a GenBank genome assembly. NCBI's taxonomy places the organism in Eukaryota, Viridiplantae, Streptophyta, Magnoliopsida, Asterales, Asteraceae.